Trypanosoma rangeli is the source of this 2337-nucleotide messenger RNA. RefSeq lists its product as uncharacterized. NCBI's taxonomy places the organism in Eukaryota, Euglenozoa, Kinetoplastea, Trypanosomatida, Trypanosomatidae. The record is from RefSeq and is a predicted model, not a curated record. The transcript has a single exon. Bases 1 to 2337 code for a protein of 778 amino acids.
AUGUUACCCGAGAAGAAGGUGUCAUUCUUUUACAGGAACACUUCCACGAAAGAGCGGGGGCAAGGUAUCGUUAUUCCAAACAUUCCCAAAGUUGUAGAUGAAAGGGCCCGCAUUCGACUGUUGUGUGACUAUGAAAAGUACGAGUCGGAGUUGUUCAAGCACCACCUUGGAACCCCCGAGACAACGCGGACGCUCGGCCUGAAGUUUGUCCCCGUAGACUUCGACAGACGGCUGCCGUCACGUGACGAACCAACCCUUGCCGAGCGCGAGUAUGAGGCCUCUAGGCGAUUUCGGAAGAAGAACAGGCAAUCCUCGUAUUCAGCCGCCAUCUCUGGACAGUCACCGCGGUAUGAAGCAGCAGACGCACAGCCCGCAGCAUUCACAUUAAACGAAGCUGCAAAUACAAGUUUAAUGCAACCCUCAACGGUGGCAUCGACAUCAGUUCCGCUGCCCGAGCAUGUCCUGCCACUGACUAUGAGUCGUAAUCGGUCGGUGCGCCCCACAAGGGCUCCUUCCAUACCAGUGCAUCCACCUUUGCCACCUGAAGCAACAGUGCUGGAAACAUCAGAAAAGAAGACAGCACCCGUAGCAGCACAGAAGAAAUUGUCUCCAACGCGACCACUACAGCAAACGUCGCAAGAAAAAGAAUCGAAGCCUCAACCUGAAAUGAAAAUGGAGACGAUAAGGCCAACAGUGCCGGAAAAACAGUUGCGCCCUGCUUCAUCAAGGAAAAGUGGUGCUGUUAGCGGUAGUUCAGGAGGACUGCCUCAGUCAAAAUCUGAGAAAGUGUUAAGUGCCGAACACUGUGCACAAUUACUUCGUGUCCUUCUUUGCACCCCGCCGGAGUAUAGCGAAUCAUUUAAAUUGGAUCUGCGUAACAUCGAUCUGAGGUGGAUGCAUGGGUCACGGUAUCCCAGCUCUUUUGUGACGUUGCAUACAUGGCAUCCCCCUGAAAACGGUGCCAGCGUCCCAUCCCUCAAUUCUCCACGCUCUGUUAUUGUAAUGCUGCAAAACGGCAUUGCCGUAGAUGACUUGGUGCCGCACACCACCAUUCACGAUGGUGCACUUCUUCCAACAGAUCCAGAGCUGCGUCAGUUGGUGAAACGCAUGCGCAUUGAGCGCAAACAACGAUGUCGUGAAAAUUUGCUUCAAACCCUGAGUGAGAAAUAUAUGGAGUUAUGCCGUAGCGUUAACCUGGCAGAUGUACUGAAGGCAUUUCGUAAUGACGGGAAGCGAAAUAUUGUGGUGGAGAUUCCGGCCUCCCUCAAAAUUGAUCACGAGCGGAGGCAACGCGCGCUGUUGAUGGAACGAAAUCGACUAGAGAAGCAAAUAAACUAUGCAAAGGACCUGCAUACGCGGCAACUGAUAGCGGAUGAGCGACAGCUGCGGGCGGAAGAGGAGGCGCAAGCAAGAAUUGAAGCGAAGAAGGCAGAGGAACGACUUGCACAUGAGCGGGCAGCGGAGCGUCUUGCGCUUCAGCGGCAAAAAAUUGCUGAGCGGGAGGCCUUUUACCGAAAGGUACUUCAGGAGCGCCAAGCACGGGCGGCGGAAAGACAGGCACGAUAUGUGGAGGCGCAACAGCAGAAGAUGGAGCACCGUCGCAAGGAGCAGCAGCGGCUUGCAGAGGAGCGCCACCUCCGCUUUGAGCGUGUGGCAGAGAGGCAGGAGAAGCAGAAGUUGAUGAUUCAGCAAAAACAUGAGGCGAAGGAGGAGAAACUGCAUCGUCUGCACGAGGAACAGGAACGGCGACGGGAGGAGUUGCAUGCAAAGAUCUUGGAGAGUGCGGCAAAGUCCAUGGGGCUGCGGGAGUUGGUACGGAAGCGGGCUGCGAUGCAUGAAGAGAAGGUGCGACAAUUAGCAGAGGAACAACAACAGAAGGUGGAGGAGCGUCUCGUGCGCUUUCGGCAGAGCUCCAAGGAGGCGCGUGCACGACGCGCGCUGGAGGAGGAAAAGAAGCGCACGCGCACGAAGGAGGUCCUCACUGCGGCUGCUGAAAAAAUCAAUAGCCUCAAGGAGGAGACUAUCAAGAAGCAGGAGAAGCACAAUAAGUUGUUUGAUGAAUUGCAGCACCAGCGAGAAGCGGAGUUGGUGACGCGGCAAGAGAGAGAACGCGAGGAUAUGGAGGCGAAAUCCUUUGCCGUGGUACGCAACAAGCGCGUGACGGAGUUUGCGAAGCUCGAGACGGUGCUGCAGCUUCUUUCCAAACGUGAGGCGGCGUUAUCACUUGAAAUGGAGCGUGCGGUGCUGCGGCAGGAGAUGUGCAAGGCCCGUGAGGCCAUGGUGGCGGAGCGACAGGCCUUGAAGGCGAAGGUUCAGCAGACGGAAAUCACGCUGUGA